Molecule: messenger RNA, 1497 nt
Organism: Diaporthe amygdali
Lineage: Eukaryota; Fungi; Ascomycota; Sordariomycetes; Diaporthales; Diaporthaceae
Exons: 1
Coding region: 1-1497 (498 amino acids)
Source: RefSeq, a predicted model, not a curated record
AUGUCGUUCGGCUUCGGGAUCGGCGACAUAAUCGCCUGCUCGGAGGUGGCAUGGAAGACUAUCAACGCCCUCAAGUCCGCAGGCUCAGAUUUUGAGGGCCUGCGCCUCGACCUGGCUAGCCUGACAUCCGUCCUUCAGGCCCUCGAGGCCGAGGCUAAAGGGCCGAUGCCGCUGAUCAAGACGGCAAGCAUGGAGCGGCAGAACCAGAUGCGCAUCCUGUUGUACAACUGCACCGAGAGCAUGAAAGACCUGCAGGGCGUCGUUGGGAAGUAUAGCGGCUGGGGUGCCGACAAGAAGAGAGACUUUGUGGCGUGGAUGAAGUUCGCGGCCAAGGACAAGCGCGGCCCGCGGGAAAAGCUCGCUAUCCAUACUGCGAGCAUCAACAUAUUCUUGACGACCUUGAGUCAUGGCUCGCUGGCGAGGUUGGAGUUCUUGAUCAAGAACGGAUCACAGGCUGCUCACCAGGGGCAUGCUCCCGAUGGAACGAAAGGCCUUGACUUUUCCGCUGCUACAACGCCUUGGGGAAUGUCACAUGGACACUCCAAAAGGAAUGAUAAUGUCAUUUGGCAGGAUAUUGGGAAGUCACUACAGCGCGAGGGCAUCACCGACAAGGACAUAGAGGCGUUUCAGGAGGAGAUCAAGGCCUAUGCACGCUAUUUGGUCCGCGGAGAGACACCUUUCUGGAAAGAAUCAAUGUCGAGGUCCCGUAGCGACGAGGUGCACAGAGUAGCGGACACGGUACCAGCUUCCGCACUCUUCGGCUCGAGCGCACCCAUAUAUGAAGAUGAAGCCAGAAGACUGGCGCUUAGGGCCGAGGUUAAGCAGGCUCGUCAGGUACAACGCUUGGAUACAGAUGAUCUAGCGGAGUUGGAAUCCGAGAUGAGGAGGAUGAAAUUGGAAGCCGAGAUCAGGAAGACAAAGGCUCAUGAAGACGACAUGAGGCUACGUAAGGAGGUGCGAGGUGGAAGGGAAGAAACAAUAAAGAGGGAGGAGGACGUGGCAUCCUUAGCUUAUAAGUUUGAAAGUCUCUUCGAUUUCGACACAGAACUCGCCCAUGCGCCACCUGAGGCUCCAGAUCAUCAGCCUACGACUGUUCCGGCACCAGUGCCUAUGAAUGACGAUGUGAAGACGCAGGAUCUGGAGAUGCGCAAUGCACGGGUAUAUAAGAUCAACAAGAGGAUUGAAAAGCUUUUGGACAGGCGUGAACGCUAUGUUCAAGAGGGGAGGCUAGAUGAGAUGGCGGAGCUCGAAGCCAAUGAUAUCCCGGAACAGGUCAAGCUGUUGAAGCUGGAAAGAGUGGCCGUAUCCCAUGAAAGAGCCUGGAGGUGGAACUAUUGGUGUGAUGUUUGUACCUUUCGUAUCCCAAGUGACCACUAUCAUUGCACGCAGUGUCGAGGCGGGAAUUGGGAUAUCUGCCAGGAAUGUUGGGACAAGGGCGCGAGAUGCAGUGGCCAUGGGAAUCACAGGAUCAUCUUUUCCGGUAGGAGUUCUGCUUAA